This is a messenger RNA of Lactuca sativa (garden lettuce), 1009 nucleotides long. RefSeq names its product LYR family of Fe/S cluster biogenesis protein. Lineage: Eukaryota; Viridiplantae; Streptophyta; Magnoliopsida; Asterales; Asteraceae. Gene Ontology annotation, biological process: mitochondrial respiratory chain complex III assembly. The record is from RefSeq and is a predicted model, not a curated record.
UCACUACACUUUCCUGAAAAAAAUGAUUUUGUUAAAGAUAAAAAAAGUCGUUCCCGAACUUAACUCCAGAAAUUAUUCCAAAUCCUAACUCGUGUCUCCUAACUCAAUCGCCAUCGGCUUGUUCUUGGAGACAAUCAGAUCGAUUCCAUAGAGUUAGGGUUCCCUGCUUUGCCAGAUACGAUAUGUUUGUCUCUCCUCUAAAUUUUGGGAAUCCCGUUUGCAUAUUAACUUAGGGUUUUAUGAGAGCGAUCCAUGACUAUGAGAUUCAACAUCAACAUCCGUUUUUGAAUGAACAGCUUACGGAUGAGAUGGCAGCUACCACCAGAAAAUGCCGGAAUCUUGCAAUCUCUAUCCAUUCCGACCUCCAUUUCCACCACCUCCACCGCCGGUAUUUCUUGAACAACGGCCCAGACACAGUGGAGGAGCUACUCGAUCGACAUGUAGUCAAGAAACAAAAAAAUCACAACGAUGAUGAAGAAGACGAGAGAUUGAUCAGACAAAGACUUACCACCACCCGUAGAGAGGUACUGGGUCUUUAUCGUGACAUAAUUCGAGCAACUCGGUUCUUUAUGUGGUCAGAUUCACAUGGAGUUAUGUGGCGUGAUGUUCUUAGAGCAAAUGCACGAAAGGAAUUUGAAGAAGCUCGAUUCGAGAAAGAUCCAGAAGUUAUUACUCGGUUGCUUAUUGGUGGACAUGAUGCUGUUCAAGCUGCUCUUGAUAAACUUGUUGAAAAGCAAAAGGCACAGAUUGCUAAGGAAAAAGCAGAUCAUGAACGCAGAUAAAAUAGGUAAAGAUUUUAAAUUCUAAAUUCUUGUAUGAAUAGUGUAUUAGAUGUUUAGCUUUCUUAGUUUUUGGUGAGUUUUGUUUUGUGGAAUGGAUUCAGAACACAAGCAAAUAUGAAAUAAAGAAAUUGCAAGAAUUAUCAUGCUUGCAUUUCUUUACUGAUAAACUUGUAACAUAUACUUUGUUUUUUUACAUAUAAUAGCAAUGUAUAUACGUUUCCUUACAA